Molecule: messenger RNA, 2209 nt
Organism: Spodoptera litura
Lineage: Eukaryota; Metazoa; Arthropoda; Insecta; Lepidoptera; Noctuidae
Product: xaa-Pro aminopeptidase 3
Biological process (GO): proteolysis
Cellular component (GO): mitochondrion
Molecular function (GO): manganese ion binding; metalloaminopeptidase activity
Source: RefSeq, a predicted model, not a curated record
AAUAUCAGAUUUGUCUUGUUUUGCUGUGACCUAAAUAUUUUUUUAAAACGUGAUAUUGGAUUAUAAAAUCAAAUCUAUCUUCCAUUUACUAAAUUAAUACAAAAUGCAGCAACUGAGAAAGCUUGUUGGAAAUACUGCAAGCAAAGAGCGAAGGAAAUUAUUCAGACAGUCACAUUUUCAAGACACAAUAAGAUGUAUGAGUGCACAAGAGACCCCUACAAUUGAGAAAAAUAAAAUACCUUUUGUAAUUCCUAAAGGUACUUUCGGUCAGCCAACAUAUCACACACAUCCACAUUUAAUAAAAGAAGAACAUUUGACAUGGGGCGUCACACAGGCUGAAUACAAAAAAAGGCGAGAAACUCUUGUUGCGAAAUUAGUUGCAGAAUCUGAAAAUAUGCACAAUACUCACAUUGUAGUAAUACCAGCCGCUCGCAAACAGUACAUGUCUGAUAAAAUCCCAUAUGUAUUCAGACAGCACUCUGACUUCUUCUACCUCACUGGGUGCUUAGAACCUUCUGCAAUAUUAGUGUUAAUGAAACCUGCACAAACAGACGAGUUUAAGAGCAUAUUAUUCGUACACGAAAAGGACGCACAUGCAGAGUUGUGGGAGGGGCCUCGGACGGGAUGCACAGCCGCAGCUCGACUGUUCUGCAUGGAUGAAUGUCGACCCGUCGAGAACUUCAACACGUAUUUAAAUAAACUCACCACAAAUUCAAAGCCGGCAGUACUUUGGUACCAUAAUGAGGAGCCUGCCAACCCUGACAUACACAACGCGGUCAGAGGGACCCUCAGAGGAGAUAUCAAUGUCACCCUCUCUGACCCUAAGCGAGCCUUACACUUUAUGAGGGUCAUAAAGUCCCCGGCGGAGAUUGAGCUCAUGAAGGAAACCUGUUAUAUUGGGUCGCAGUCCAUUAAUAUGGCUAUGGCUUGUACGAAGCCAGGUAUAUCCGAGCACAUGGUGAACGCCGUGCUGGAAUACUCGUGCAAGCAGGGCGGGGCGGAGCACCUCGCCUUCCCGCCCGUCGUGGCCGGCGGAGCCCGAGCUACACACAUACACUACGUGGCCAACAACCAACUGCUCAACGCUAAUGAGAUGAUAUUGGUUGACUCUGGCAGCCAGCACUGGAUGUACAACUCGGACAUAUCUCGCACGUGGCCCGUGGCGGGGAAAUUCUCCAAGCACCACCGGAUACUAUACGAACUCGUGCUCACUGUACAGAAACGUCUAAUAGAGUUGGUGGGCGAGCAGCGUCCAGCGCUGGACAAGUUGUUCGACAGCAUGUGUCGGUUGCUGGGCAAGCACCUGAAGGAGGAGGGGAUCAUAUCUAAGACAUUGGAGGGACAAGAACUGUUCGCGCGCGCGUACCGCCUGUGUCCGCACCACGUGUCGCACUACCUCGGGCUCGACGUACACGACGCGCCGCUCGUGCGACGGAACAUCCCCGUCUGCACCAACAUGGUCGUCACUGUGGAACCUGGAAUCUACAUCAGACCAGACGACACGACAGUUCCCAAAGAGUUCAGAGGCAUCGGCAUCCGCGUGGAAGAUGACGUACUCAUCACUGAUAAAGAGCCAGUAGUGUUGACAGAAGACUGUGUCAAAGAAGUAGCCGAUAUUGAGGCUAUUGUUGGCAAACAUACCCUUUAACUUAUAGCCUUUUGUUUUUAAAGGCUGGCAACGAACUUGUCGUUGAGUGUUGCGAGUGUCCAUGGAAGAAAAUCACUUGGCAUUAAGUAACUUACUUGUUUUCUACUCCUAAAAAGCCUAGACUGGUUCACAAGGCGGUUUUAGGACUACACAGACCUAGACUAGAUGAAAAUACCUAGUUAAAACGGUGACUUUUGAAUCUUUAUAUAACUUAUUUUAUUUAAAAUUGACCCAAUCAACUUCAUUCUCUUAUUUUAUUCUGUACUGACUGAAAUGUUCAUCUGAAUUUCGUCAGUUCUUCAUAGUGCGACUGGUAUCUGCCAUACAAUAUCACUAUUGGUGACGACUGCACGGUUGGUGCGGUGGCGCUGGGCAACCGGCUGCCGUGCAACGUGUCGCGGGUUCGAUUCCUGCACGGAGCAAAACUUUGUGUAAUCCACAAAUUGCAGUUUCUGGUGUGGGUGUCAUUGUGAACGUAAACUUGAAUGAUUGUAAACGCACCCACGACACAGUCGAAUAUCGUAAUGUGGGGCAAAGUUUAAAAAAAACUAUGGCAUUAAU